UAAUUUGGACUGAAAAUACUACAUAUUCAAAACUAUAUAAAACUUUAAAAAAACAAAUAAAAUUAAAACAAACAAAAAAAUUCCCUAGUUUUUGGCGAUUACAAAAAAAGUUUAAAAAGUGUCAAAAUUGAAGAAAAAAAAAUUACUAUACUCGUACUUAGAGAAAUAUAACCAUAAAAUAUUUCUUUAGUGAUAUAACAUCCUUAAAAAAAAAAACAAAUACAAAAUCUAAUAUAUUCUACAAAAUUAGAAUAAGUGUUAAAAACACACAUAAAAUAAAUGUAAUUCUAAACACAGUGCCUUAUUAGUUCUAAAAAUAAAAGUGUUAAACCACAAUAUAAUAUAAUUAAAUUCUCAAACAAAAAAUAAAAUCUUCUAUAUGAAAUGUGACUAUAUGAAAAAUAUAUAAUUAAUACAAAAAAUUUGCACUAUAAUCUUUUACAAUUAAUAAAACAUAAAUUUAAACCUUCACACAAAAUAACGAGUGGGACAUCAUAAACUUUUCGCCACCAAGCUAAAUAAUUAACAAACAAACAAAAACUCAAACUGAUAUAAAAUACAUUUACAUAAAGUUCUAUAAAUCAAUUGUUAUAAAAAUUAAAGAAUUUCAAAAAAUAUAACAAUAAAAUUUAAAAAUCUUGUAAACGUCAAAGAAAGUUCGUAACUUUAACACGAAUGGCUCUUUCGUUACUUUCGCAUCCAAAUUUCACGGAUUUACAAACGUUUCUUGAUCCAAUACGUCCUUCUUUCGAUUAUCCAACAAUAAAUAACGAUCAAAUGGAAUACCACAGCAAUAACAGUUCAGCAAUAAAUCAACAUUUAACACAUAGCAACAAUAACAACAAUAGCAACAACAAUCGCAACUACAACAACUUUGCAUCAAAUCAAACACAAAAUGCAUUCAAUAAUGAUUAUGACCAGGUGAUAAAUUUUGUUGAUUCCCCACCAAAUUCAGAAGAAUCGUGGACAGACGAACAACAUCAGCAACAGCAAAACCAACAACAGCAGCAACAGCAGCAGCAAAGUGUUAAAAUACCAACUGCAGGACCAAGAAUUAUUGAUGUUCAAACAAUUUUUGGACAACAGCAGCAGCAGCAGCAGCAGCAGCAGCAACAACAACAAGCUGCAGUAGCAGCAGCAGCAGCGGCAAGUGGACAACGUAAAAGGCGAAUGGACUGGAAUCCCCUUGAAAUUAAUCAAAAUGGUAACAGUGGAACCGAUUCACAAUCAACUGCGCCCAAAAUUCCAAAUUUGACAAACAGCAACUCUACCAACAACAACAAUAAUAAUACCGCUAACAACACCAUUAACAAGGAAAAGGAAAAGAAAAAGGUCUCAAAUGGCAAUGCUAGUGGUCGUGGAAGUUGGGCGGAUGACAUUGAUUUUGAUCUGAAUGCAGAUUUCAACAGUACCGGAUAUUUGAACAAUGAACCAUUUCUUUCAUUUUCUCCAGCACUAACUGUUCUCAAACAGGAAAUACACUCCCCACAAGCUGACCAACUAAAAGGCAGCAAGAGUCCUUUGAAUUCAGUUAAUCAGGAAAAUUCUUUAAGUUCAGAUAACCAAGAUACAGAACAUCAAGUAAAUGGCACAACAACUGAUCUCAAUGAGUCAAAUGCCUCAUGUGGAUCUCCAUCAUCACAACAAAUAACAAAAUCUGGCUAUGAUAAUUCAAAGCCAUUAACAAUUAAUGGAUUCUCGGUUAAUAAUCAACAACAGCACACUGAUAAAUCAUCAUCGCUGUCGUUGAUCAAUGCUCGCAAAAGUCCAAUUCAACCAGUUGCAGAUUCAUCAAAAACUGAUAGUAAUAAUUUACCAUUGGCAGAUGAUUACAAAUUCCAGUAUAUUUUGGCUGCGGCUACAUCGAUUGCAACAAAGAAUAAUGAAGAGACCCUUACUUACUUGAAUCAGGGUCAGAGCUAUGAGAUUAAAUUGAAGAAAAUUGGAGAUUUGUCUUUUUAUAGAGAUAAGAUUUUGAAGAGCGUCAUCAAGAUAUGUUUUCAUGAGCGUCGUCUUCAGUACAUGGAACGUGAGCAAAUGCAACAAUGGCAAGCCUCGCGUCCAGGUGAAAGGAUCAUUGAAGUCGAUGUCCCAUUAUCCUACGGUCUGUGUCACGUGUCCCAGCCAUUGAAUUUCCUCAAUACAGUCGAAGUGUUUUGGGAUCCUCUGAAGGAGGUGGGUGUCUACAUAAAGGUCAAUUGUAUUUCGACAGAGUUUACACCAAAAAAGCAUGGUGGCGAAAAGGGUGUCCCAUUCAGGAUACAAAUUGAAACGUAUAUAGAGAAUGCAAAUAGCUCGCCAGCAGGUGGCGACAGUACAACGAAUUGUAAUAACAUAGUAGUAGGAGCAGGAACUGGAGGAGGAGUAGGAGGUGCGGCAGUAGGAGUCGUUGGAAGCGGAGGGGCAAGUGGUUUAAUUGGAAAACAAGCCAUUCACGCGGCAGCUUGUCAGAUAAAGGUUUUCAAAUUAAAAGGGGCCGAUCGUAAACAUAAACAGGAUCGCGAGAAAAUACAGCGCCGACCUGUGUCCGAGCAGGAGAAGUUUCAACCAAGCUAUGAGUGCACCAUAAUGAACGACAUAGCAUUGGACACUUUACCAUCAUCGGCUGGUUGCUACAGCCCUGAAUAUAUGAAACUUUGGCCAAAUUCCCCAGUUCAUAUUCCAAAAUAUGAUGGAAUUAUACCAUAUGCCAAUGUUUCACCAACAGCCAAUUCUAGCCCGAUAGCAAUAAACAGUGUUACAUCAACGAAUACCAAUAAUUUGAAGCUAAUGGACGCAAAUAUGGUCUCACCACAACAAGUGGAAUUGGAUGAUUAUCAAUCACCAAAUAUUAUGGCUGAGUCAACACCAGCUCAAGUUACUCAAUGGCUAACCUACCAUCGAUUAACAACGUAUGUUUCUACUUUUGCACAUUUUUCCGGUUCAGAUGUUUUGCGAAUGUCCAAAGAGGAUUUAAUCCAAAUAUGCGGUCUUGCCGACGGUAUUCGUAUGUUUAACAUUCUUCAUGCCAAACUUCCGAAACAUUUCAGAGCUAUAGCCCCACGUCUUACCAUUUACAUUAGUUUAGAUGGCAGCAGCUAUAAUGCCAUCUAUCUAACAUCAAACUCUUCCAAGGAACUCACUCAGAAAAUAUUCAAAUUACCUGGUUUUUAUGAGUUGAGUGCCAACAGCUCAAAUAUGAAUGGUGGAGUCGAUGGAGGUGUAUAUCCGGGUUGGGGUAUGCAAUCAAAAUACUCAGGGAGUGGUUCAAAUAUAUUUAAUGAUGCAUCAAAAACACCAGUUUACAUAACUGGUCCUUCCGGCGUUCAUGUCACCAUUACCGAUGAAGUUCUCAACAACGAAAUCAAAGAUGGAAGUCUAUAUGCACUUGAAGUACAAAAUGGAAAAGUACUUAUGAAAGCCGUUAAUAAAAAUGAUAACUAAACAUAAACAAAAAUCAAAAAGUAUAACAAAAAAGCUAAAUAAAUUAAUUUUAAGCUAAAUAAAAUUUUUAAAAAACAUUACAUUUUAAGAAGGUAAUAAUUAUGCAUAUUCCAACCAACCAAUGGACCACAACAAAACAAUAAAACCAAAAUACGCCUAGAUCACUACUACAAUUCGCUGUACUCAAAAGAUACAAAGAAAAUUUAAUUGGAAAUAAGUUGAAAAAUCAUCGAAUACAUCAUAUUUCUUUUAUUAAAAAACAAAUAAAAUGUUUUCUAAUAUUUGCAUUCAAAUAAAAUACGGAAAAAAUUUGUAACUUGUAAAAAA
Messenger RNA from Eupeodes corollae, 3750 nucleotides. RefSeq lists its product as uncharacterized. Gene Ontology annotation, molecular function: RNA polymerase II cis-regulatory region sequence-specific DNA binding; DNA-binding transcription activator activity, RNA polymerase II-specific. Gene Ontology annotation, biological process: regulation of transcription by RNA polymerase II. The coding region runs from base 676 to 3423 and encodes 915 amino acids. Gene Ontology annotation, cellular component: nucleus. The transcript has 14 exons. The record is from RefSeq and is a predicted model, not a curated record. NCBI's taxonomy places the organism in Eukaryota, Metazoa, Arthropoda, Insecta, Diptera, Syrphidae.